AUGCUCGCGAGACAUAUACUCACACCAAGACGAUCCUUAACGUCAUCCACUGUAACCAGAUCCUGGUUCGGUGACUUAUUCGGCAACAAAAGUUCGAAAAUCACCAGUCAACAGAAACGAUCAGAUAUAAUUGAAAAACAAGAUGAUUAUAUAAAUAAAGAAAUCACCAAAAUUGCCCAUUUGACUCGAGAAAACUCGCCACAGUACUUGAAAAAGAAGCAAAAGGACAAGUUGCAACUGCAGUUUAAGGUGCGUGAUUGGAAAAAUGUCAAGUUUUUGCAUGCUAAAGAUUUGGAAGGGUUUUAUGAUGAUAAAGUCAAGUUACAAAAUGUUGUUAACCAAAGUUAUAAAGAUGUGACGGGGACGGAAAUUGGAUUUGAUGAUUAUAGUAGUAUCGAUUUACAUGAUUUGAAAUUGAGAUUUGCGUUUGUUAAGCAUUUGCAAUCGAAUUUGGGAUUUGAGCUUAAUGAUUAUGUGGUUAGUACCAGUCAUGAUUUAAUCUCAUUGUACUAUGAAGUCGAAAAGGUUGUUAACAAGAGGUGGAGCAAUGAACGGAACCCUAACGCUAUUGUAUUGAGGCAAAGUGAUUUCAGCGCAAAGAACUUAUACCUCAACGAAUCUAGAGACGAGUAUGAGAAACAUAAGGAGUUUACAAAGUUGUUGAAAGAGGUAGAGAGAUUGGAACAGCAGUCUGAACAAAAGGCUUAG
Messenger RNA from Lodderomyces margitis, 708 nucleotides. RefSeq names its product mitochondrial 54S ribosomal protein YmL13. Gene Ontology annotation, cellular component: mitochondrion. Bases 1 to 708 code for a protein of 235 amino acids. The transcript has a single exon. The record is from RefSeq and is a predicted model, not a curated record. NCBI's taxonomy places the organism in Eukaryota, Fungi, Ascomycota, Pichiomycetes, Serinales, Debaryomycetaceae.